Molecule: messenger RNA, 2790 nt
Organism: Dunckerocampus dactyliophorus (ringed pipefish)
Lineage: Eukaryota; Metazoa; Chordata; Actinopteri; Syngnathiformes; Syngnathidae
Gene: gtpbp1l
Product: GTP binding protein 1, like
Exons: 14
Coding region: 153-2102 (649 amino acids)
Biological process (GO): translational elongation
Molecular function (GO): GTP binding; translation elongation factor activity; GTPase activity
Source: RefSeq, a predicted model, not a curated record
AAACCAGGUAGCUAGCUAGCCCUCCACCCCCCCUUUUUAAGUGUGCGUUAAAGCAAUAACAAAGUCAUUGAAAAUAACUUUUAAGUCGGUGCAGUAGCUGUUCUGUUUCCCAGCAGUGUAUGUAGGCAGCUGAUAAGUUGUCACACGAAGACAUGGCGUCGUCGGAGGGGACAGGAGCAGUGUUAAGCCCGGGUGAUGCUAUACCCACCGCCGAGUGCACGGUACCCGCUUGCAUGUUUGCACCGGACCGGGGGUGCGCGGACGAUCCAUACGGGGAAGAGAGCCUAAACGACGGCGGGGGUACCAACGGCGAGUCCCAGGGUCUUUUAGACUUGAGCAACAAGCUGCUGCUGGUGAGUCCGACGGGGGAACAGUACGACGCACUGCUGCGACAUCUACGGGAGCGGCUAGACGAGGGCUGCGGGGAGACCAUCUAUGUGGUUGGAAUGGGCUCCGACGGCGGUGACUGCGGUCUGAACGACAAGGACAUGGAGGCGUCCGUCGCCACGGUGAGGUCACUGUGCGAGCAGAUCGAGGCCGACCUCAUCUUGCUGAGAGAGAGGACGGAGGCGGGCAGAAAGAUCAGCGACUACCUCAUCCGCCGGCGUGUGGACGAGCAGGACUUCCUGGAAGUCAGGGUGGCGGUGGUGGGCAACGUGGACGCCGGCAAGAGCACACUGCUCGGCGUUCUGACCCACGGCGAGCUGGACAACGGCCGAGGCUUUGCUCGCCAGAAGCUCUUCAGGCACAAGCACGAGAUGGAGAGCGGCAGGACCAGCAGCGUGGGCAACGACAUCCUGGGUUUCGACCAUGAGGGGCAGGUGGUCAAUAAGCCCGACAGCCACGGUGGCAGCUUGGACUGGACCAAGAUCUGCGAGAAGUCCUCCAAGGUCAUCACCUUCAUCGACCUGGCGGGGCACGAGAAGUACCUCAAGACCACCGUGUUUGGAAUGACCGGGCACCUGCCCGACUUCUGCAUGCUCAUGGUUGGCAGUAACGCUGGCAUCGUGGGCAUGACCAAAGAGCAUCUGGGCCUCGCUCUGGCACUGAACGUCCCGGUGUUUGUUGUGGUUACCAAGAUAGACAUGUGUCCCGCCAACGUCCUGCAAGAAACCCUCAAAUUGUUACAGAGGCUGUUGAAGUCUCCGGGCUGCAGAAAAAUCCCAGUGUUGGUGCAGAACAAAGACGACGUCAUCGUCACGGCGUCCAACUUCAGCUCGGAGAGGAUGUGUCCAAUAUUCCAGAUUUCGAACGUAACGGGGGAGAACAUGGACCUUCUGAAGAUGUUCCUGAACCUCCUCUCCUCCAGAACCAACUUCAAUGACGACGAGCCUGCAGAGUUCCAAAUAGACGACACGUACUCUGUACCGGGUGUCGGCACCGUGGUAUCAGGAACGACGUUGCGAGGAAGGAUCCGUCUGAAUGACACGCUGCUUCUAGGCCCGGACCCGCUGGGCACCUUCAUCCCCAUCGCCGUCAAGUCCAUCCACCGUAAGAGGAUGCCCGUCAAAGAGGUCCGCGGCGGGCAGACUGCGUCAUUUGCCCUCAAAAAGAUCAAACGCUCGUCCAUAAGGAAAGGGAUGGUGAUGGUCUCCCCGAAGCUGACCCCGCAGGCCACCUGGGAGUUUGAAGCAGAGAUCCUGGUGCUCCACCACCCCACCACCAUAUCCCCUCGCUACCAAGCCAUGGUCCACUGCGGCAGCAUCCGUCAGACCGCCACCAUCCUGACCAUGAACAAAGACUGUCUGAGGACCGGCGACAAGGCCUCGGUCCACUUCCGCUUCAUCAAGACCCCCGAGUACCUGCACUGUGACCAGAAGCUGGUGUUCAGGGAGGGGCGCACCAAAGCCGUGGGCGCCAUCACCAAGCUCCUGCAAUCCGUCAACACCCAGGCAGCCAAGGCGCAGCAGGCCAAGAUGCAGGCCAGCAAGAAGUGCACCGAGGAGGGGCGGCCACCCAGUCCCAGCACGGCAGCCUCGCUCACGCUCAAGUCGGGAGGCGGCGGACGGCGGCGAGGUGGCCAGAGACACAGAGGGAAGGGAGGCGUGAACGCGGCCACGACACCUCCGGUGGUCCCAGCGGCAGCGGCGGGCUCUGUUUAAAUGUUUCACAUGCGCAGGAAGGGAAGGUGACUGACUGGACACACUCUUUAUCAUGACUGUUGGCAGUGUUUGGCCACUGGAGGGCGCCCCUUCCUCUUUUAAACAGCAGUAUUUCCUGGCGCGUUCUCUGCUUAACACAACUAAGCCAACUUUGUUUCAUAGUUGAGGGGUAAAUAUUGUAUUUAUCUAAUUGAUUGGCAGAAUUCACAGAAUCUACAUGCAACACCUUACCAGCAAUCUUCAAGCACCAUCGUCUCGUUUGGUCUAAAUGCCCCCAAAAAAAGUCACACACAGUUUGUCAGUAUUUUGUACAAAGUAAAUCAAACUACUAACAGGAAUGUGACAUCAGUUCCGUGUUUGUUUGUGUUUAAAAGGGCAAACGAGUUGCCUCACUGACUGAAAUGUUCAAAUUGUAGCGUGUUCAAUAAGCUAAGCAGCGCAUCGCCGGUGCCUUUGACGGCCCCCCCUUAAACCGAGCGAGCACCUCGUUCCUCGCACUGACCUGAGGUAACCAGUGUGAGCCAGGACAAUCUAAGUCUUGCUUUUUGUUUUAUCUUUGCAAAAAAAAAAAAAAGCGGCAUUGUUGAACACAGUGCAUGUUCAAGUUCAAUUCUUGUCGUUUAAAUUAAACGGCUGUAGUUUGUGUUGUAAAUCCUUUUCAAUAAAUCUGCUGCAAAAACGUAUUACA